Priceomyces carsonii is the source of this 477-nucleotide messenger RNA. RefSeq lists its product as uncharacterized. The transcript has a single exon. The record is from RefSeq and is a predicted model, not a curated record. NCBI's taxonomy places the organism in Eukaryota, Fungi, Ascomycota, Pichiomycetes, Serinales, Debaryomycetaceae. Bases 1 to 477 code for a protein of 158 amino acids.
AUGUCGUACGGUUACAGUAAGCUGAAAUUUAUGUUGGUUUAUCGUGUCGACCAAAGCCAUCUAACUCUUAUUGUAGCAACUGACAAAGGAAUCAAAGUGGACAAUGUUGUCGCGGGUGACAAAGUACCUCUGGGGCGGCCAUUUCCAGCUCAAUCUUUAAAGAACGUGGUGGAUCUUUCCCUAGAGGACGCUAGUCCUUGUGUCAAGGUCGAUGACACUUGGCCCGGUAUUCUUGAGGGACACCGUGCAGGUAUGUGGACGGUUGCACUUACGUGCUCAGGCAACUACAUGGGCCUUUCAUACAAAGAGUUUAAAGCAUUAUCGGAUCUGGAGUUAAAAGAAAAGAGAGCCCAUGUUGAAAGGGUUUUUCAAAAAUCCAAGCCACAUUAUUUGAUUGGGAAAAUUGCUGAAUUACCAAGAGUGAUAGAAGACAUAAAUAGAAAGAUGAAGAAGCGUGAGGUUCCUCAGACUCUAUAA